CAGUGCAUCUCUCGUGCUGUCUAUGCUCGCACUGCAGUCAUUAGUUUCCAAUCACUUCGUCCUAUCACAGUUCCCUGUUGAAUGUUUAGACGACACCAGCCUCGCCAACAGAAAGUGCUGUCCAACCGUGAGGAUAUUAGGUAUUAAUCACGAAUGUGGCGGAAUCUUCCGUGGAUCCUGCAGAACUAUUUCAGACUCACAUUGCCACACAGAAACCUCCUCCGACCCCAAGGAUAUCCUGGAAUAUCUAAAGAAUCCGACAUACGAACCGUCUCGCUACCCCUGGCCUAACCGAGUGUUCACGCAAGUAUGUGAGUGCGAAGGAAAUUGGGCAGGCUAUAACUGUGACGAAUGUAAGUUUGGGUACGUGAGAACCCCAAUGGGACAGGGCGGUGUUGCGCGAUGUGUGAAACGCCAGACACCCCUAGUGCGGAGAAACUUUCUCACCCUGAGUCCUUCAGAGCGCGAUGAUGUGCAGAAACUCGUUGCUGCCUCUCGAAAUAGAACGGGGGCUGGUAAGAGUCGCUUUGGCGUGCUAGUGGAUGAAAGUCACUUUCCUCGCACCCCAGGCACCAGUAGUCCAUCACAACUCACCAGCCGUGAUUUCAAGACGGAUAUCUCUACAUACGAGUUCAUGGCAUGGAUACUUCGCCUCCAAGGACAGCGGCGCCCCACCAACGGGGUUUCCCCAUGUGUACAUUGACUUUGCCCACAGAAAUCCCUCUUUCUUGGUAUGGCAUCGGUUGUACAUGCUGCUGUUUGAGGCUGAGCUGCAGUUGGUGUCUGGAAACUCAUCAUUCGCCCUUCCGUACUGGGACUGGUUAGACAAUAGUACCAGAGACACCUUGCUCACAGAGAACAAGUUUGGCAACCCAACAGGCCUGACUGGAGUACUGGCAGACUUCACUGUCACCUGCUAUGCUGCUUCAUUCUAUCCUUGGGCCACAUGGCGUGGUAAGAACAGUUUGUGCACACGCGGAGAGUUUGAUUCCACAGUCAAGGUGUCCAGGAAAUUUGGCCCUUGUGAAGAGACGCAAUUCCUUCCCAGCAACCGAGAUAUCUGGGACGUAUUGACAACCACCGACAGAUACGAUAUGGAAAAGUAUAAUAUAAGUUCGACCGGAUACAACAGCUAUCGCAAAGUUUUGGAGGGUUCCACUCCAUUGACUGGCAAGAAGUACUGUCAAAACCGAUGGUGGAAUACUGUUCACGAACUUCACAACGCCGUACACAUCUAUACCGGUGGAACAAUGGCCAACGUAGCAGCUUCCACAAACGACCCACUCUUUUGGCUUCAUCACAGUAUGGUGGAUAGAGUGUUUGAGAUCUUCAUCAAGAGGAACGGUGAGACAUACACACUGACAGUGGGUGCACCACCAGGUCACAAUGCUGAUGACUGUAUGGUGCCGUUCUAUCCCCUGCAUCGUAACAAGGACUACUUGAAACUGUCAACGAAGCUUGGCUACCAGUAUGACAGUCUGCCAGAAUACGCACAUGAACCUGUCCGACACGAGUGGAGUCAAUGCGCAGGUAAGUCUUGCAUGCAGCCAUAAUGGUGCUGCACAUGUACAUAAUUUCUUGCAUUAUUCCUCUUUUGUACUUUGCCUUGCAGCGCCGCCAUAGUCACAGUAUGGAAAGCAGCGAGAAGUAUCCUGCGCUAAAUGAUGCUGAUGUACAAAUAAUUGAAUUGCUCUUGGCUGUUUCGGUCCAUACCUCGAUUCUUGUCUCCGAUGCUGUUAUGCUCGAUCUGGUUGAGCUCCGCAAGAAUAGCUGAAAGAGUGCCGAACUGGGAGAUGUGCUGUAUACUCUUGUUGCUAUUUGCUGUAUCUGUGCUGAUGAUGAUGUGCGUGCUACGA
This is a messenger RNA of Sycon ciliatum, 1856 nucleotides long. RefSeq names its product tyrosinase-like. The coding region runs from base 543 to 1553 and encodes 336 amino acids. NCBI's taxonomy places the organism in Eukaryota, Metazoa, Porifera, Calcarea, Leucosolenida, Sycettidae. The transcript has a single exon. The record is from RefSeq and is a predicted model, not a curated record. Gene Ontology annotation, molecular function: oxidoreductase activity.